UUUUCACCCAGGUGUCAUCCACAUACCUGAACCAAUGACUUGGUGGUGUAACGUUUCUCCCACUGAAAAACUAUGUCCAGAUGAACAGAAUCAACUUUUGGGGCUAGUGGCCAUAGUUAAGAGUAGAAAUGCAGAUGUUGGUUGCGGCUUUCCUACCUGCCUCUUCAUGGUUCCUAUGGACAUGAUCAGUAGGUACAUUGAAUUCAGUUCAAUUCAAUUUUAUUUAUACAGCGCCAACAACAAACAUCAGUUGUCUUAAGGCACUUUAUAUUGUAAAGAAAAGACCAUACAAUAAUACAAGCUGAGCUGGGCCCAGAAAGGAACUGGCAGAAACAUAAUGGGAGCAAAACCCCUGCUACUGGUAAACAGAGCAGUCACUUGAGACAGUACGAAGAGACUGACCAACCUGUGCACUGCCUGAAUUAACUAAAAUAAAGUCUCUGACUCAAUGUCCACACGUUGAUCCUGGAAUACUUGUAACUAUACAAGAUCAGGACCCUAAGAGCCUUCAUCAGGAGUUUGGUGAGGAUGUAGUGAACAACACUAGAGGCUAACUUUAAAGCAAUUGCACUUGUCACCAUCAAGUGCCAGCAGUGCCAAGGAGAUGCUCUGUCCCCACUAUCCCCAGUGAGAUUAUUAUCAAGAUGGCUACGCAAACCAACUGCAGAAUGGAGCAACCGUUAGCCAACUCUGCUACACCUCUUCUACUGGAUGAUAUCAAGCUGUAUGCCAGCAGGUAAGGUAAAGGCACAUUGAUUCACUGAUCCACACAACAUGGAUCUACAACACUGACAUGUUGUAGAUCCAUGUUGUAGAGAAUGUCAUCCGUACUGGAGAAGUGUAAAGAGAUGCUAACAUAGAGAGCGAAGGUAGUAAGAACUGAGGGGAUCGCACAACCAGAAAGCAACAUUGCAGACAUUGCGGACAGCUACAAGUACUUGGGAAUCCCUCAGGGAAAUGGGAACCAUGAAGAGACUGCUAGGAAAACUGCAAUCACAGAAUAGCUGCAGAUAGUAAGGCAAGUCCUGAGGAGUCAACUGAAUGGGAAGAAUAAGAUCUGGGCAAUUAACGCCUGUGCCCUCCCAGUUUUCAGAUGCCCUGCUGGUCAAAGGAGGAGAUAGAAGCUACUAAUAUCAAGACAAAAAAGCACAAGUCCAAAACGCUGAAACUGUAUGCUAAGCGAAAGUAAGGAGGCAGAGGAAAUAAAUAGGCUUUCACAGACAUUUUGGAAGCCAUGUUUGUUGUUGACCACGUUUAUUGUUAGUGAAUCAACAUCAGUUGCCUUCAGUUCUUUACUGAUGCUCUUCCUCAUUUGACUGCAGACACUGGUACUAGUGGUGUACGUGUCUUGAUGCAUGCUCAACCAAAGCAAGCAAAUUGUUUGAAUAAUCUCUAAACGUUCACCUUUUGCAUUGGCCAAAGCGAAAGCACUGGCAAGCAGGCAAGGUCACAUUGUUUUGGGGGGCAACCUGGCAUGAGUGAUGAUUCUUGUUUGUUGCACAUCAUUUCACAUAGUAAAUGUUAGUUAUUCUAAUAAGGAUACACAUGGCAAUAUCGGAAAAAAAAUGCUUUAAACAAUACGGAAUCAACUUAACAGGUCAUUAAUAUAUUCCUCCUAUGAUGUUCAAGUUAUCAUGUCUCUGGGGCGCGGAGGGUGGUCAUAAAUAAAAAGGAUUAAAAAAAUGCAGACGUGAUAGUCAUGUGAAAAGGCGUGACUAUAGAGCUUAUAUACACAAUGUGUGGGUAAGAAAAUCUUGCUGUCCAGUGCCGUUCAGCUGAAAGCAACCACAGCCCUCUAACCUGUUAAUUUCCCGCAGGAGGAAGAUGAUCUGAAAAGAGCUUUGUGGAUCUUUCUGUGUUAUAUGUUGGAAUACUUUUUUGUGUUUUAUUUCCACUGAAGAUGUUAAAAACUUAAUUUCUUUAUUGAAAUGUUACUUGCAAAUCUGUCUCUGACCAAUGUUACUGCUAACCAGCAGUAUCAAGGGGUUUUGGAAAGAGUUUUAUUUUCCACUCUGACUACACUGCCGUGCUGUGUAUUCCUCUUCAUUAAUGGAAUCAUGCUAUUUACUUUAAGGAGUAAAGCUUUGUUCUGUGAGACGUCUCGAUACAUUCUCCUGUAUAACCUUCUGUUUGCAGACACAGUACAGAUGGCACUGAGUCAAUUACUGUAUAUUAUUGCUACUUCUAGAAUAACACUAACGUAUCCUGUAUGUGGUUUUCUCACCAUGCUUGCCAAUCUUACAACUGUGGUCUCUCCUCUCACGCUGGUGGUGAUGUCUCUGGAGAGAUAUGUCGCUGUGUGCUACCCACUGAGGCAUGCCACCAUCAUCACUAUCACCAACACAGGUGUGGCCAUCAUUGCGAUUUGGGCCAUUGGUUCACUAAAUAUUCUCACUCGGGUUCUUCUGCUGUUAGAGUUUCCUUUUGAAGCCCUUGAUAGUCUGCAGAUGAAAGAUUUUUGCUCUGACAUAGCAAUGUUUGUUGGGUCUAUGUCUGAUGAUUACGACAAAGCUUUCACAUGUGUUCUGUUUAUUUCCGCAAGUGUGGCAAUUACAUGCUCUUAUAUUGGUGUUAUAGUAGCAGCCAGGUCGGCCUCCACAGAUAAAGCUUCAGCCCAUAAGGCUCUUAACACACUGCUGCUACAUCUGGUGCAGCUGGGUCUCAGUCUUUCCUCAACCAUUUAUAACCCACUUCUCACAGCACUUGCAAGAGUUUUAACAAGGAUAGUGUUUGUGCGCAUCCAGAAUGCUUUUUAUGUGUGUAUUUUCAUCUUCCCCAGAUGUCUGAGUUCUCUGAUUUAUGGUAUCAGAGAUCAAAGCAUCAGACCUGUCCUCAUAUAUCAUCUUUGCUGUCGACUGAAAUAUUCAGUCAUACAGCCAAGACUGAACUUUCAUCCCAGGCUGUGAUUGAAAUAGAUCGAGAUUUGUAUGCUUGUAAGCGUGGUGUAUAUUCUGACCAACAAAGUACCAUUCUGCAAUUUUGCAAGCAAUUAAAGACUCAUAUAUUGUAAUUAUGUUAUAACUCCUUCUGUUACUGACUUGACUUUUUAAUUUUUAUUGAAAACCAUAUAAUUGUCAAAUGACAUAGGUGAGGAGUUUAUUGCUGCUGUUUACUAAAGGAACACAAUUCUUUAUAAUUCUCUCAAAUUAUUACAUGCUUUGGUUAAACUGGAAUAUGGAUCACAAGUCCCAAUAUUUGUAGUUUCUCCUUAUAUCG
This is a messenger RNA of Oreochromis niloticus (Nile tilapia), 3216 nucleotides long. Its product is annotated as odorant receptor 131-2-like. The record is from RefSeq and is a predicted model, not a curated record. Gene Ontology annotation, cellular component: membrane. Bases 1929 to 2906 code for a protein of 325 amino acids. Gene Ontology annotation, biological process: G protein-coupled receptor signaling pathway; detection of chemical stimulus involved in sensory perception of smell. NCBI's taxonomy places the organism in Eukaryota, Metazoa, Chordata, Actinopteri, Cichliformes, Cichlidae. The transcript has a single exon. Gene Ontology annotation, molecular function: odorant binding; G protein-coupled receptor activity; olfactory receptor activity.